ACGAAGUUGGCCCAUUUCCAGUUCUCGAUCAUGGCGACGCCCGAGGAACCGACGCCGGUUGCCGACGCGCCGGCCGUAGCCUUCACACCGCCGCCGCCGCCCAUUGACGUGACGCUGCCUGCCGAAGCGCCCGCAGAGGACGCGGCGGCGCCAGAGGCCACGCCAGUUGCCGCUUUGCCAGAGGCAGCUGCGGUAGUCAAUGCGCCAGUCGAGACGACGCCGCUCCUGGUCAAGCCGCCGCUCAAGCGCAUGACCAUGUCGCGCACCGACUCGGAGCGGCCGAUCCGGAAGGAGCUCAUCACGCUCUUUGCCUCGUGCACCAACUUGCAUCUGCCAUCGCUGCCGCAGUCGUUCUUCCAAUCGGUCUUCAAGAAGAAGAAUUCGGAGGCGUCGACGCCCGAAUGCAAGGUCGAGGUCGAGAUGCGCCGGCCAACUGACAACAUUGUUGUGCACGCGCAGGCCACCGAGCCGCGCCGGUCGCGCAACCCGUCGUACACGAUGGGCUUUACGAUCCCCAUUCCGCUCUCGACCAAGACGCCGCGGGGGUCGGCGGCGUCCUACUCGCUCUACUUUCGCGUCCAGCAGACCGACGUCGGGCUCGAAAAGAUUGUCGCGCGCGGUGAAAUCUCGUGUGCGACGCUUCUCGAGAGCUUCCGCCAGGGCUCGCCCGUCGUGCAUUUACCGCUGGCGAUGACAGGCGCGUCGGACGCGAUCCUGAGCCUCACGUUUGGCCGCGUCUUUCCCGUGAAACACUCGGUCGUGCCAACGCAGAACAUGCUCCUCCACAUGUACUCGCUCAACCCCGAGAAGGACGCGAAGGAGAUCCGCUCCAAGCGAACGCUGGUCGCGACCGAGGAGGUGCUCGAGGUCGGGUACCACGCGUCCGUGCCCCCGCUCUUGCUGCACCAAGCGUACAAGGAGACCGAGGCCCUGCACCGCCUCUGGACGAUCCGGUACAAGAACGCGCGCAAGGCCGCCAUGGACUUUACGUCCGACGAAGAGGCGCUCGCCAGCGGCUGCGACGUGUACGCGAUCGAGGUCAUUAGCGGCCGCGGGCUCAAGCUGCCGCCCAACCUCCCGCCGAUGGCGCCGACGCGCACGAGCCGGUCGUCGUCGUCGGCGUCGACUGCGACGGACGCGGCCAGCGUCACGCUCAACCCGUUCGUCAUGGUCAAGUUUCGCGAGACGACGAAAGGGAAGCGGCCGAUCGAGAUCUCCGAAGGCAAGACCAACGUCGAAAUGAACACGUCGGAGCCCAACUGGGCCGCCAACAUCGUGCUCGACACCAAGCCCAAGACGACGACGCUGGCCGAAGCAACGAGCAAGAAGGACGGGAGCACGCCCCGUCGUUCGCGCUCCAACAGCAAUGCGCACUCGCCCGUGAGCUCGUCGAGUAGCAAGAAGAACCAAAACUUUGUGUUUUACCGCCCGUCGCCCGUCAACGCGGACGGCCACAGCAGCAACCAUGCGCUCGAGCGCGUGCUUCAAUUUGACGUCGCGAGCGAGUGUGUGAGCCACCACGACGGCCAGAUCGAUAUUGGCCAAGUGCUCGUGCCCGUCAAGGCCAUCCUGUACGAAGGCUCGAACGACGUGUACGCGAUCAACGUGACCAAGUGGCUGCCAGUGCUCUCGCCGACGGGCGACGUGCGCGGUGAAAUCCUCCUGCGGAUCCAGCUGAAACGCACCACACUGCCGUUCCUCCUCGAGCCCGAAGACAUUCCGGGUCGCCACGGCACGCUCUUCAAGCUCGCCGACCCAGUGCGCGACAAGACGUGGCACAACAAGCUCGCCUCCGCCGACUCGACCACCAAGCAGCUCUCGAUUCCCGAGCUCCGGGACGAGGUCGCGGCCCUCGAAGCGUCGCUCUCGCAGCUCGCGCAAUGGAUCAACUACAACCACGACCACGCCGACGAGUGGUUCCGCUCGAGCAUGGACAAGGCCAAGACAGAGGUGCAGCCGUUUGCGACCAAUCUCCACGUGGCGUAUUUCCGGCUCUUCCGAGGCCCGACGCCGGUCGUGCGCGAGGCCGAAGCGUCGAUCGUGCCAGGGACCGACAUGUCGGCGUUCUUGAGCCGCCUCGACUCGACGUCGCUCGAUGACAUUGCGGUCUUGGAGCUCCAAGACAUGCUGGAAGUCGACGUGACGUACUCGACGGUCACGUGCGGCGCGCCGACGGCCCACAACCUCGGGGUCUCCAAAAGCGGCCUCAUCGAAAUGGAGGAGACGCUCCUGUCGUGCGAGAAGAGCAUGGUGCGCGUCCAGACCGAGUACGGUCUCCGAAAAGCCGUGUGUCUCUCGCAAGCGCUCAGCGUCCUCGUCACGACGUUCAUGACGCAGCUCGAACUCUGCGUGCAGCGCAUGGUGCCCAACCAUGACGCCAUCAUGGCGCAGUGGGCCGCGGUCGGUUUCCUCCUCGGCUGGGAGUCGCUCGUCUCGACGCAGGGCAAGGAGCUCCGGAUGCUCUCGGAUGCGUGGGUCGCCAUCAAGUCGCUCGAGCGCUUUGCCAUCCGCCUAGUCUCGGGCGACGUCGACAUGGAGCUGCGCGAGCGCGACGACGGGUACAUCCUCGAGCUGCCAGUGCCAUCGGUCCAUUUUGGCUCGCUCCCGCUUUCGCUGCAGGACGGGCAGCUCAUCUCGGUGACCGCCGUUCUCUUUACCCAAGGCAUCAACGAGAUGCAGACGCUGGCCAACGCUGUCGGCGCGCAAGGGAUUGAGCUCCAGACGCGCGUCAACGAAAAGAGUCUCAAGGCGCUGCAAAAGUACCUCGCGAGUCUCACCAGCACGCCUGGACUCGUCCACCACUGCGCGUCGCUGCGUCUCGAGCCGCUCGCGACGCUCAUCGGCAGCACGGAGAAGAAGAACACGCGCAUCCUCCUCGAAGCCUCCGACAACGUCCGGCGCAUGAACGGCGGCCGCGUCACGUUUUGCAAGAGCGGCAAAGAUCGCACGGCCAUGUCGGUGACCUUGGACCAAGCGCGCAUCCUCGGCAGCACGUGGAAGCAAGCGACGGUCCUCAUGAAGGAGUCGACGAUGGAGAAGGAGUGGCUCGAGAUCAAACCCAUCGCCAACUUUAUGCGCGAAUAUGGUGUGCGUAUCGAAGUCGCCAAGAAGAACGUCGGCCAAGCCCGGUAUUCGUUCAACAGCCUCCAGCGCAAGUGCCUCCCCAAGAUCUACCGUCCGUCCCACGCCGCGAUCCAGGGCUCGCACGACGUCGACGAUUCGUAAAUUGUAUCAAUGUAUCAGCGCACCACCAUAUCCAGCAUUCAGUAUCCAUUCAGUAGUAAAUGGAUGCGUCGUCUUACGAG
Messenger RNA from Saprolegnia parasitica CBS 223.65, 3305 nucleotides. RefSeq lists its product as hypothetical. Gene Ontology annotation, cellular component: cytoplasm. The coding region runs from base 31 to 3225 and encodes 1064 amino acids. Gene Ontology annotation, molecular function: phosphatidylinositol-3,4-bisphosphate 4-phosphatase activity. NCBI's taxonomy places the organism in Eukaryota, Oomycota, Saprolegniomycetes, Saprolegniales, Saprolegniaceae. The record is from RefSeq and is a predicted model, not a curated record. The transcript has 2 exons.